GGAAAGGUUAACUUGUUUCAAUCAAACUCCUAGGCAAUUCAACUAUAUGUGUGUGUGUGUACAUAUUUAGAGUCUAAACGGAUCAGCGUUUGCCGUUUAGGGUCUAAAUGUUUCGAUCCCCGGUUGUUCUCUGAGCCCCACAUUUCUUUAACUGAUCUUAUCCAAUCUAAUCCGCUUCUUCUUCUUUAAUCUUCAUUCUUCAAUUUCCCUCAAACAAUUCAAUAACAACUUGAAAACGGAAAAAGUUAGAAAACGGAAAGAGAGGCCCCUUUGGUCGUAUCAGUGACCAAAGGAAGGCCAAAAUCAAUCUCUUUCCAGAAAUAAAGUUUUAACUUUUUUAUAAAAUGAUCCAACCCCAUCCGUAAAUAUGACGCUUUCAAGGUAUUUAUUUCAUUCCUGAAAGAAAAACCCUUUACCCUUUGUUCUUCAUACAUUUCUGCGAAGAAUCCCAAGCGAAACAGUUGAAAAGAAAAGGGUUCGGAGGAAAGCUAUUAACUUGUCUCGGGAAUUUUAGUCUUUUCCUUUCUGGAAUUGGGUUUUUUUUUCUUUGGGGAUUUUAGAUGCGAUCUUACGGUCAUCUUCCACCUUGGAUCUCUGCCCUUUUUGGCUGCGUGGGAGGUUGUUUUGGAUGCUUCGAGCUAUCUAAGGGUGUAUUGAUUCAAGACUGGAAAGGGAGGAGCUUUUCUGAAGAUUUCUGGAGUAGCACAUGUGAAAUCGAACAUGGAGCACUCAGGUCCCAAAGAAGCAUUCCGUCAAUCAGCGUUCCGAGUCAUUCCCUUGACCUUUCUGGAAGCACUAGCCAUCCUUCUGAGUUUGUAAAUCAUGGCCUUCAUCUCUGGAACCAAACAAGGCAACAAUGGCUUGGAAAGAAAAAGUGUGAGAAGAGUGUACAACGUCGAAAAUCCACGUUAAGUUGCAGUUGCAAUUGGAAUGUACUCUAUCAUAGUUUACGUGGGAAUAAUAAGCCAUUCUCUCAUCCAGUUCCCCUGUCUGAAUUGGUGGAUUUCCUAGACGAGGUUUGGGAGCAAGAGGGCUUGUAUGACUGAGCAGGAUGAUGCUAAAUUAAAGCUAGAAAACACGGGAAAAUGUCGAGAUUGUCGAUUGCACCAUCCUCUUCUCCGUUGGACCCUUCUUCUGUAUAUCAAUGUAUUGUAGUUUACAAAUCCUUUGGAUUGAAAAUGCAAGUAUGCAACACUAAUUAUCCAAAAUGAAAAGAAAUGCAAUAUUUCAGUUUUUU
Hibiscus syriacus is the source of this 1237-nucleotide messenger RNA. RefSeq lists its product as uncharacterized. NCBI's taxonomy places the organism in Eukaryota, Viridiplantae, Streptophyta, Magnoliopsida, Malvales, Malvaceae. The record is from RefSeq and is a predicted model, not a curated record. The transcript is spliced from 5 exons. Bases 561 to 1046 code for a protein of 161 amino acids.